Messenger RNA from Caenorhabditis bovis, 3273 nucleotides. The record is from the annotation of a GenBank genome assembly. NCBI's taxonomy places the organism in Eukaryota, Metazoa, Nematoda, Chromadorea, Rhabditida, Rhabditidae.
AUGCCUAUACGACAUUCAUAUCUAUUAUUGGUAUUGGUUAGUAUAGUUAGCGGUUAUGCGAAACCGCCGGGCACCUAUCCCGAUGAGGAGAUCAAAGAGAAUGAGGUGGUCGUGCCGAGGAGCCCUUAUCAGUCGAGCUCGUUCACCGGCUAUGAGUAUUAUUAUGAGAAGGAUCCGAAGACGAAGAAGAAGGACGGGGGAAUGCCGGCUUAUAAGCCUCAAGUAACCCGGGAGCAGGAAGCGACGACGCCAACAACGAGCACAGGUACACCAUUGGCACCAUCUAACGAUUUGUUCGCCAUCACCAUGCAAGAUAUGUUUGACAAGGAUGGCAAACGCUUGUUGGCACCCGGUAUGCACAAAACCCACACCAAUCACACCAUCAUCAUUGCACCACACACGACACCCACAUCGAUUUCAGAUGAGACGCCCGAAGAGGGAUUCAUGAAGACGUACAUCGGCGACGAGAAGGCGUCGAGCAAACGGCACAUCGACGAGAUGAAGCAUCGCGAUUUCGAGACGGCCGCCGAUGAGUUUGACAACGAUCGAGUGAAACAAAUUCAGAAGCUCGCCGACGAUGAUGACGACGAGCAGACAGGUAUCGGAAUGAAGCAGGAGUCUCGUGGAGGUGUCAGCACCACCGCAUCCACAAGUAUGAGAGCACCGGGGAUCCUUAAUGAUCCGAUCACGUCCACCAGCACAACACCUUUGCCACAGGAUUCUGAUGAUCACACGGUUCCAUCAGACGUCUUUAUUCCUGGCAACACCACAAGCAUUAACCCUAUGCGAGAAGGAUCAAUUGAUGAUCCACUUGAUCCAAGUGCUAGUGAUCUGUCCCAUCCUAACAAUCAUAGUGUUCCAUCAAGCGUGUUAUCAUCGGACAAUAGCACCAAGCCUGGAGGAUCAAUAGAUGAUCCACGGGAUCCACGUACCACUGAUCCGUUCCGUCCUAACAAUCAUAGUGUUCCUGAUAAUAGCACCAAGCCUGAUGGAUCGAUAGAUGGUCCACGGGAUCCACGUACCACUGAUCCGUUCCGUCCUAACAAUCAUAGUGUUCCUGAUAAUAGCACCAAGCCUGAUGGAUCGAUAGAUGGUCCACGGGAUCCACGUACCACUGAUCGUAUUGUUCCGUCAAGCACCGGCACCACUCACCCCAAUGAUGAUGAUGAUGGUCCGAUGCGAAGUGAGGAUUCUAACCAUGUGACGCCAAGAAGCGAUGAAUCGCCGACAACGCAUGAUCCCAUAUUUGAUCAUAUCAUCACAGCGGCGCCAAGUGCACCAACACCACCCGCACCAAUUGAAGGAUGGGGAAGCGAGCCGCUAGCGAUGAUGCCGUCUGGAGCUGGAGCUAUUCGGAUUGCGAUCAAGCCAGUGUCCACCACCACCACCACCACCACCACUAAUUUCCCACCAACUAACCGAUCACCCGACGAUUCGACGAAUGAGGGGAACAGUUUAGACGUCGCCGCGAUCACCAGCGAUCGCGAAUAUCCGGACGAUCCCGAAUCGGCAUUUUCGGACGAGCGACGCCAAUUGAGCACACCAACACCAACACCAUCACCAUCAUCAUCAUCAUCAUCGAAUCUUCUCGAGUCCACGUUUUUGCACAUUGUCGACGAUCCACAAGUGCACGGCACGAAGACGAAAAGCAAUGAGCACCCACCAGCACCGCCCGUAAUUCAUUUCGACAACCGACAUGCGAGAUUUGAAGGUGACGAUCGCGGCGUCGACCGGAAUCCGCUAGACGCUUCGCGUGGAGCCAAUGACGACAACGAUCCGCUCGUCGAAGUGAGCAUCGGCGAUAUUCAACGCAUCGCCGACGAGUUCGAGAAUCCGGCACGAGAAAACGUCAAUUUUGGGCAGACGAUUGGCAACGAUGCCACCAAGGACAUCAUUCUUGAGACGUCUGAAUCCGAAUCAUCAUUAUUCGGACGAAGUGCUCGAAAAUGCUGUUCGUGUUGUGAGGAGAAGCAGCCGGUGUCGCGACAAAUCGAAACCAAGCCCUCCGACAACCAUUUCCAGCAACUCGUCGAUCCGACUAAUAGGCAAUCUGAGUUCGCUGAGGAGCCGUAUGACGAUCCGGUGUCAAAUCCGGUUCCAGUCGUUGGAAACGCUUAUGUGGAACCACCGCAAACGCAACAACCCGUUUCAAUUCCACGAGAUCCAUCGAUGACCUAUUCAGAGCAUCCAUUCGAGCAAUACCAGCCGCAGUAUCCGCAGAGCUAUUCGCAGCAGGGAUGCGCUUGCCCAACUCCGCCAACUCAAAACUGUUGUCCAGCUCCCCAACCGUGCUGCCUGCCCACUCUACCGUGUUGCCCGCCAAUUCAGAUUCCAUGCUGCCCACAGCCGCAAAUCUGCUGCCAACCGCAGCCAAUCUGCCUUCCGCCGCCAACAUGCUGCACAAUUUCGAUAAGCCUUCCGACAAUUCCGAUCUGCGGACGAGCCUGUCCGGCGUGUCCAUGCCGCCGACGCGUCCAUCGCGCCAGACGACUCAAGAGGCAUCUGAUUGGCUCGCAAUGCACACAAUGCUCGAGAAGCGGUGAGCCGUUUAGGACGUUGAUUCAUCGAGAGAAGCGGCAGACUGGAUGCAGUGCUAAUCCAUUGCAAAGCACUUGUGGAAAAUGCCAAGGAUCGGCUCUUCGUGCUCAUCGCGUGAAGCGAACAAUCUGUUUGCCGUGCAUGGGUCGAAAGAAGCGAGACACUUCUCAUGUUAGAGUUAAGAGAAUGGGUUGUAUUCCGUGCCUUGGAAGAAAGAAGAGAAGCUUGAACACUAACUGCUCGUCUUGCUCAAACCUUGGCCAGAUUUUCAAGAGAUAUAAAAGAAGCUUUGGAUGCUCGCAGUGUCGUCAAAAGAGACAAGCGGGUUACAACUUCACGAUGGGCGACGUCGUUACUAUCAGAACGAGAAAGGUUAUCACCAACAAGCUUCUUUAUAGAAAGCAAAUGACCGUUGAGGUGAUUCACCCAGGACGCCCAACUGUCCCAAAGGCGGAACUCCGCGAAAAAAUCGCGAAGCUCUACAAGACCACCCCGGAUACCGUGAUUCCAUUCGGAUUUGAAUCGAAGAUCGGAGGAGGAAAGUCGCGUGGAUUCGCCUUGAUCUACGACACUGUCGAUUACGCCAAGAAAUUCGAGCCAAAGUUCCGACUUAUCCGCAUGGGACUCGCCACCAAGGUUGAGAAGCCAGGACGCAAGCAGCGUAAGGAGAGAAAGAACAGACAAAAGAAGGUCCGUGGAACCGGAAAGGCCAAGGUCUCGGCUGGAAAGAAGUAA